Molecule: messenger RNA, 1704 nt
Organism: Monodelphis domestica (gray short-tailed opossum)
Lineage: Eukaryota; Metazoa; Chordata; Mammalia; Didelphimorphia; Didelphidae
Product: BTB/POZ domain-containing protein KCTD12-like
Biological process (GO): protein homooligomerization; regulation of G protein-coupled receptor signaling pathway
Cellular component (GO): signaling receptor complex
Source: RefSeq, a predicted model, not a curated record
AUGGCUGUGGUGCACAACGCUAGAGACAGAGAGGAGUCGGCCGCCUUCCCUGAGAUCAUCGAGCUCAAUGUGGGAGGCCAGGUGUAUAUCACCCGUUACCCCACCCUGGUCAGUGUUCAGGGCUCCCUGCUCUGGGAAAUGUUCAGUCGGAAGAGUCCCCUCUGCUUGGCCCACGACAACAAAGGGCGGUUCUUUGUGGAUCGAGAUGGCUUCCUCUUUCGUUAUGUGUUAGACUAUAUGAGAGACCACCAGCUGGUGCUACCCGACCACUUUCCAGAGCGGAGCCGGCUCAAGAGGGAGGCCGAGUACUUCCGACUGCCUGAGCUCGUCAAGAUCCUGGCCCCCGAGACUGGAAACAACAGCUUGGUGGCAGCCGAUGACCUGGAAGAGCAAUACUCCAACUAUACCUCCUUCAGUGGCCCAGGGGGCUCCCCUGGGGCUGGUGCCGUGGCAGGGGCCAUCCGCAAAGGUGGUUACAUCACCCUUGGCUACCGGGGUUCCUAUACCCUAGGCCGGGAUAGCCAAACCGAUGCCAAAUUUCGUCGUGUGGCCCGAAUCAUGGUGUGUGGCAAGAUCUCCUUGGCCAAAGAAGUAUUUGGCGAAACCCUGAAUGAGAGUCGGGACCCGGACCGCCCUCCCGAGCGGUACACUUCCCGAUACUACCUCAAAUUCAACUACCUAGAGCAAGCCUUUGAUAAACUGGCCACUGCCGGUUUCCACAUGGUAACGUCCAACUCGACGGGCACCUGUGCCUGUGCUCAGGACCAGAGCGAUGACAAGAUCUGGACCUCUUACACCGAGUAUAUUUUUUACCGCGAGUGAUACUCAGAGACACUGCCUCCACUGCCUCUGCCGCCUCCACCACCACCCAACAAAGAGAAGCCACUGAGUUCUGACUCCCCUUCCCACCAUGGGCUGAUGCUAGCUCUCUUCUUCCCAGAGAGACUUUGGUGGCCUGGGCUCUCAGCCUCCUUGGCCCACUGUCCUGAGAGUCACUCCCUUGUCUCGAGCCUUCUUGCUUCUGGCCUGGCAUGGGCUCCUCCGUAUACAUAUAUGUGUCCACAUAAACAUAUCGCCCUGGCAGGUCAGGGACCUAGGGGAGGUGUGGGGCCUGGGAGAUGGAUGAAUGCCCUGAGUGGCACAAGGUAGAACCCCAAGGCUGCCAACAACCUCCACCCCCUCCUCAGCACUUCCUUCCUUGUGGGUUUGUGAUCUCUAUGACUGGAUGCCUUGGGUCCUGGGUGGGAGGCUCCUAGGCUCUAGCAGCUCCUAGGCUUGCUCACCAUCCAGAAACAUCCUAUAGGCAAUGGUCCCACAAGGCCAAGUGGACAGAUGAAGACAAUAGCCCCUGAGGGCCCCAAGCAGCUUGACAUUUGGGGGAGGGGGGCAGGUGGAGGUGGGGAGGAAAGGGGAGGGAGGGGGGCUUCUGGCAGAAGUCAGUGAAACUAGUGUAGUGGAGAGGGGGGCAUGUGGGAUGGGUAGUCCAGAGGCUACUGAGAGUGAGGUGAGUGAAGGGCUGAGUGAAAGAGGGCAAAUGGAGGCUCAGGUGUGCCUCAGUGUGGCCAGGGGACAGGGCAGGGGAAGCCCUCCUCUGGCUGUCUCUAGGUCUCCCGCAGUGACAGCCAGUGCUUUCUGUGUUGGCUGGCCCUGGCACUCCCUGGGCACAUGCAAUAAAGGAAGAAAUAAUAAAGACCCCUCCCUUUC